Molecule: messenger RNA, 415 nt
Organism: Symbiodinium necroappetens
Lineage: Eukaryota; Dinophyceae; Suessiales; Symbiodiniaceae
Source: the annotation of a GenBank genome assembly
GGCUGCCGCCUCCGCCGCGGCGGCCCGGGCCUCUCGCGGCUUCCGUGCAGGGUGCCACACUUGGGAGCUCAAGGUGCUGCUGUGCUCGGAUUGGUCCUACGUCGGCCUUGUCUCUGAAGAGUGGACCUCCCUCACUGUUCCCAUUGGCCGCGCUGAUCACUCCUGGGGCAUUGCAUCCGGCGGAGCUCUUUUCGCUUGCGGUCGCGAAAUUGGCCGAAUUCAGGGAUAUGGAUCGGACAGCUGUUUACGGUGGGUCGUUGACAUGGACACACGGACUGCUUCGGUCGCCAUUGACGAUCGUGACCUCGUCGAGGUCUUCGUUUCCUUGCCGACCACGGUCUUCCCGGCCGCCUCGAACUGUCGAGCUCCAGCCAGGUACAGCAUCACGUUCCUCGGCGAAACGACGGCUGGUUAG